Messenger RNA from Nerophis lumbriciformis (worm pipefish), 1466 nucleotides. It is a transcript of the gene ccdc14, whose product is annotated as coiled-coil domain containing 14. Gene Ontology annotation, biological process: protein localization to centrosome. Lineage: Eukaryota; Metazoa; Chordata; Actinopteri; Syngnathiformes; Syngnathidae. The record is from RefSeq and is a predicted model, not a curated record. Gene Ontology annotation, cellular component: centriolar satellite.
ACACCAUUUCCACCGGAACUUGCACACUGCGUGUGUAACAGAGUCCUGGCUCCAUAACUUACAUCGCUGUGACAUUUAUUUGCAACAACAUAAAGGGGCAGUGGAAGUUGCCCAUGUUUGUUGUUUGAGUCGGCAAUGGAGCGAAGUGUGAAACGUAAGGUGCUAACGCUAGGAAGGCUGGCAGGAGGAGGAGCAAAGGUGCAACAAGCCCGGAAACGAGUUACCACAACUCAAAGGCAAGCUGAACCUGCAUACUCUCUGUAUUCAUCGGACCCUCAAGAGCAGGUUGACAGUCUGCAUUCUGGACUAGAUCGCUGUGCUGCUUUGCUUACUGGCAUACUUCAGGUGCACAAGGCAGAACCCUUAACAGGACCUCUCAAAGCAGUGAAGGGCAGUGCCGCCAAACCAAAACUGUCCAAUCUAGUGAGGAAAAAGAGCUGCAGAAAACCCCUUACAAAGACAGAACAGUAUUCCAGUAUGGCCCCGGAAGCACAAUGUCUGCCUGCAGUGUCACACACAGAAUUCUCCUCCUCAGGGCGACCUAUGCAUGCUCAGAACGACCGUCAGCAGCUUUGCAGUCACCACCAGGCCUCCCUCAAUGGCGAGGAAGUUGACGCUGUGCCUGUGAAAGACAGAGACACCCAAACGCUGAGCCUGCAAAAGGAACUGACCUUCACUCAAUCCCAACUGCAGGAGCUUCAGGUUGACCUCGCAGAAGUGAAGCAAUCUCUUGAGUACACAAACAAUCAGCUGCAGGAAAGGGAGGCGGAGAACGCGCAAAUCAAAUCAGAUUUGGAGAGCAUUAGAACCAAACUAGUCCACAGUGAGCAAGCAAAGAGCAGGCUGGCAUCACUUGCCCAAGAAAGACUGGAAGAGAUAGAAAACCUCAAGAGGAUUAUUCUCAAUGACAACAACGCAGUUGUGGGCCUCUCUCUGUCAGACACAGCGCCCAGGGAACAACGUUAUGAUCGGAACGCCGCCGCUGAACAUAUCAUCACUAAGUACUUGAUGACUCUUUGCCAGCUGGAGGCCUCACACGCUGGUGGUAACGUGCAUUUGGCCACAGAAAGUGAAGGAAACGCACCAGAAGAAGCCAACAUGAGCUCAGUCCUGUCUGGAAGAGGGUGCACACAUCCAGACUGUGUCGCUCGUAAGGGAGUUGGAUUAUCAGCGCAGCCGAAAGAAAAAGAGUGCCGGCGACUGUUUGACUCUUUCCUCUCUCAGCGCGAUACAGAUUCUAUCUCAUGUGACUGCAGUUUGAGGUCCAUGUCGACCUUUGACACCAAAGAUGAGGCGGCAUUCCGAGAUGGACUGGCUGCUCUGGAUGCCAGCAUAGCCAGUUUACAGAAAACUAUGAAACUGGAUUUAUUGAGAUGAUUGUGCUCAGCUCUUUUUUGCAAGUUUUUGAUUUAUUUUAAAACAUUUUAAUGACACGCAAAACUGCUAAUAAAUACAUCUUGCAUUUA